Molecule: messenger RNA, 2182 nt
Organism: Eleginops maclovinus (Patagonian blennie)
Lineage: Eukaryota; Metazoa; Chordata; Actinopteri; Perciformes; Eleginopidae
Product: serine/threonine-protein phosphatase 4 regulatory subunit 2-A-like
Cellular component (GO): nucleus; protein phosphatase 4 complex; cytoplasm
Molecular function (GO): protein phosphatase regulator activity
Source: RefSeq, a predicted model, not a curated record
UCUGUAUGUGUGAACACGUCAUUUCGGACAUGCGCAGUCCGCCCUGCAACCAGCUUUGUUGGGCUGCUACAUGCUACUGCUAACUAGCAAGUAUUUCCUGCCUGUGACUGGACACAGCUAUGGACAUCGACGCGUUAUUGGAGGCGUUUCAAGAAUUUGAGAAGAAAGGCAAGAAUGAGACCUGUCCUGAACUAGAGCAAUUCUUGUGUCAUGUUGCCAAGACGGGGCAGCCAAUGAUCUCAUGGUCACUGUUCAAAACAUACUUUGUGUUUAAAUUGGAAAAAGUCAUGGAUGAUUUCCACGCUUCAACACCAGAACAUAGGGUGCCACAUAAUCCCAAUGUGGACUAUGUUCCCUUCGAAGAGAUGAAGACGAGGAUCUUAAAAAUAGUGGAUGGUUACAAUGGAAUCCCAUUCACCAUACAGCGUCUAUGUGAGCUCCUUACUGACCCCAAGCGCAACUACACAGGAACAGACAAGUUUCUCAUGGGUUUGGAAAAGAACGUAAUGGUGGUCAGCAGUAUGUACCCUGCAUCAGAGAAAAAUGGGGCAUCCAGUGUAAACAGAAUGAAUGGAGUGAUGUUUCCUGGUAACUCUUCUCUAUAUUCAGACAGUCGAAAUGUAAAUGGACCGGACACACCAAAACUCCUCACCAGACCAAAGCUGUCAUUGUCAUCCUCACUUUCCUCCAACGGACUCCCAGACUGUACAAUCAGUAAAGAGCCAGAGCCAACCACAGAAGGGGUGAAGGAGCAUCAUAGCGGGGAUUCCUCGCCAUCAGAAGGCGGUGUUGCAACAAGCGGCGGGAUAAAGAACAAACAUCCCGAGGAGGAAGAGGAGGAGGAGGAAGAUUCUGAGGCUGACAAACGUGAGGUCAAGAGACUUAAGUUCGACCAAAAGAAAGAGGAUGAAACGGGAAUUGGAGAAAAGGUCUUCUGUUGUAAAGAGUCCGAAAGCUCAUCAGAGAAACCGGAGUCUUCAGAAGACAAAAGAGCAACAUCUUGUAAAACGCAUACUGUUUCAGAGGACGAUGAGCCUAGCAGCACACAGACAGGACUUUCUGAAGAGCAAGAAGAAUCGUCUGAGAAGAGGAAUGUCCCAAAUCUGACGGAGGACAGUAGUAUGGACCCGCCUGAGGCUCCUUCAGAGAAGAGUCCAAGCUUCGAGGAGGAAAAUACGGAGAGCAGCAGCAGCAGCAGCAGCAGCGAUGGAGAAGGUCUAUCCGGCGACAAGCAGGUCCCCUGUUCUAGUAGUUCAUCUGACUUGUCAGCAGAGGGCAAUGCUGACAGCUCAAACACUGCAAAGACUGAAACAGAGCACGAGGAAAAUGACUAACUUGAGACCGCCUGCCAACUGACUCUUUUUUUUUUACACUGUAUGAUAUCACACCAAGGGUCUUAACUGUAGCACUGUGGACUUCAGGACCCGGACGAACCUCAGAUCCCUCACAGAAGGAUCUUUUUGUCCUCUUCAGUUUCAAAUACUCAAGUCUACACAUCAGCUGGUCGUAAAACUGGAAGUAAAUGAUUUCAAGAUUAUGGAGAAUCUGCUUUUUUCACUGUUGACUAAAACUUUUUCUAACCCUUUAUUCAUUGAUUUUUAUAUAAGCAUUAUAAUUUAACCUUGAUAAAUGAUGUACAGUAAUUUCCUUAUUCUUAAGUCCUUUGGCAUGUAUUUCCAAAAAGAUACAUUUAACAUUUUGAGUUGUGUCUUGGCCUUAGCAUAGACGUUUAACACAUGCCAUGAAAAAUGUGAAGCUACACUUCAUAGACCUCAGAUUUUUCUAUGAAACACUUGUAUUGCUCAUUAACAUUACAUUGCACUUGUUUGCAUUAACCCCUUGAAGGAUGUGGAAAUGUCAUAGUUUUGCUUUCUCACUGUAAACACAAAAUAUUGCCAGUAGUAACCAGUUGGGUUUUAUAAAUCAAUGGUUUGGCCAUUUCUACAUCCAAAUCUGUCUCACAACACAAAGUACUUUUACACUUUCUGUAUGUAAUACCUUAGUUGUACAAAUGUCUCUUUUGAUAGCUUGGAUUUUUACAGUACACAUCUGUAAAUGGUUUUUUGUAGACUUGUUAUACAUGUCCACUGCCUUCAUAAUGCUGAUAAUUGCUGGAAAUUGAGUGCUUGAGCUUGUAUCAUAGUAUUCGUGGAAAGCAAUAAAUGCUUAAAUUCUAAAAGUG